Messenger RNA from Hemibagrus wyckioides, 659 nucleotides. RefSeq names its product isoleucine--tRNA ligase, mitochondrial-like. Gene Ontology annotation, biological process: isoleucyl-tRNA aminoacylation. The transcript is spliced from 3 exons. The record is from RefSeq and is a predicted model, not a curated record. Gene Ontology annotation, molecular function: isoleucine-tRNA ligase activity; ATP binding. The coding region runs from base 148 to 594 and encodes 148 amino acids. NCBI's taxonomy places the organism in Eukaryota, Metazoa, Chordata, Actinopteri, Siluriformes, Bagridae. Gene Ontology annotation, cellular component: cytosol.
UCCGGGCGGAAACAGCUCCUGAAAAGCUGAAGAGGUCGCAGUAAACACACCUGCGCGCGCGCACACACACACCGCACUCAUGCACCGAAUAUAUUUAUAAAGUUAUUUAGAAGUGUAAGAAAGAAGAAAGAAGAAGUUUUCCCCGUCAUGCUACUUUGCCGUGUUUCCGCUUUAGCGAGGCGGGGACUGGGCGCGCGGAGAGUCGCCGCGUUCCGGCCCGCUCUCUCCUUCAGUUCCGCCGGGGACGCAGCGGCCGCUCCCGGGGCCGGAGCUCAGCCUCCGGGGGAGUACCAGGACACCGUGCUGCUGCCGCGCACACACUUCUCCAUGAAGAUGAGCGGACAGAAGUUGCUGGACCUUGAGCUGCGGAUACAGCGGGAGUGUGGUUUUGACCAGCUGUACACGUGGCAGAGAGAGAGGAAAGCCAAGAAGGAGUUUUGCCUACAUGACGGUCCGCCUUACGCCAAUGGAGACGCCCACGUGGGCCACGCCCUCAACAAGAUCCUGAAAGAUAUCCACAGUCGGUUCGAGGUUCUGCGAGGCAGGAAGGUGCACUAUGUCCCCGGCUGGGACUGUCAUGGUCUGCUAAAUUAGAUGAUUGAAUGAAUUAGUAGUGGUAUAGUGCUCAGUGAUUGUAUAAUAAAGGUCAGAGUCGGCUG